This is a messenger RNA of Closterium sp. NIES-65, 510 nucleotides long. The record is from the annotation of a GenBank genome assembly. Lineage: Eukaryota; Viridiplantae; Streptophyta; Zygnematophyceae; Desmidiales; Closteriaceae.
AUGGGCGCCUAUCUCUAUGGGCGCCUAUCUCUCGGGGCGGCUAUCUCUAUGGGCGUCUAUCUCAAGGGGCGCCUAUCUCUAGGGGUGCCUAUCUCUAUGGGCGCCUAUCUCUAUGGGCGCCUAUCUCUAUGGGCGCCUAUCUCUAGGGGUGCCUAUCUCUAUGGGCGCCUAUCUCUAGGGGCGCCUAUCUGGGCGCCUAUCUCUAUGGGCGCCUAUCUCUAUGGGCGCCUAUCUCUAGGGGCGCCUAUCUCUAGGGGCGCCUAUCUCUAUGAGAGCCUAUCUCUAUGGGCGCCUAUCUUUAUGGGCGCCUAUCUCUAUGGGCGCCUAUCUCUAUGGGCGCCUAUCUCUAUGGGCGCCUAUCUCUAUGGGCGCCUAUCUCUAUGGGCGCCUAUCUCUAGGGGCGCCUAUCUCUAUGGGCGCCAAUCUCUAGGGGCACCUAUCUCUAUGGGCGCCUAUCUCUAUGGGCGCCUAUAUCUAUGGGCGCCUAUCUCUUUGGGCGCCUAUCUCUAG